Chlamydomonas reinhardtii is the source of this 5503-nucleotide messenger RNA. RefSeq lists its product as uncharacterized. The coding region runs from base 113 to 2728 and encodes 871 amino acids. NCBI's taxonomy places the organism in Eukaryota, Viridiplantae, Chlorophyta, Chlorophyceae, Chlamydomonadales, Chlamydomonadaceae. Gene Ontology annotation, biological process: protein phosphorylation. The record is from RefSeq and is a predicted model, not a curated record. The transcript has 18 exons. Gene Ontology annotation, molecular function: protein kinase activity; ATP binding.
AGUAUGAGCGCAAUAUGCCACUUGCAUACGUCACGGCAGACUACAUUGUUGAGUUUGAGAGCUUGAGAAUGGUGACUAUGAACUACUCGACCCCGUACUUGGCCAUGUAAACAUGUACAACGUAAAUUUGUUUGUCAUACUGUUGAGCUUGGCGUGCGCUUGUUGCUGGGCCCAGUUCGAUGGAACUGUCGCAGCGCGAACUGCUCUGGAGCUGCGGGACGCGCUUGCUAACCCGAGCGUUACGCAAAUCCUGGUGAAUGGGACGAUUAAGGUCAACGGCUCGGACUGGGGUGCGUCGGUCAGUGUCACGCGUAACGUCACAGUGUCCGCCACCGACCGACCUUCCAGCCUGCUUCGGGAAGAGCAUCGGUAUCCUAUCCUGGAUUUCGGCACAGCGGUCAUGCUAUUCUCCAUCGGACCUGGAUACGCCAUCACGUGGAUCGGCCUCGGCGUGUACUUCGACCACGCUACGCUUGGGCCCAUCUUCCGCGCUGUACGCUUGUCACCCGGCGCCCGCCUGAUAUAUGUCGACUGCUUUAUCAAGCGACUGGUGGGAGUUUCUUACGAGGACGGCAUCCGAAACGCGCAGUCCCUCCAACGGCCCGCGGCCUUCCCGGGAAACCAGACCGUACUCAUUGUGAACAACGUCACACUUUUCACCAGCGAGCCGGAGCCGCGUGUGUUGGACCGCGCCGCCUUGAUGGUUGACUACGCAGGCUCUACGCCACCUGACAUGACGAUGGCGUCCCAGGGCCUCUAUUUUGGAGGCUAUGACCUCUGGAUCCGAAAUUCCUACUUCAUUAAUGAGUAUUUUGCAAACUCGACCUGCCUCGCCACUCGGCCGGGCAGCGAGUGCCUGGCCAUUCUGCUAGAUGAGGUUGAAGCGGACAAGGCCCGGAAGGAGGCAGCAAAGCAGGCGGCUGCGGACAGCGGCAGUGGCGGCGGUGAUGACAACACUGCCACGAUCGUGGUUGCUGUGGUGGUGCCGGUGGCCUCCGUGCUCCUGGCGGCUCUAGUGGGGUCCAUCUGGUGGGUGCGCCGCAACAGGCGGCGGGAGCUUGAGCAGCAGCAGCGCGCCAAAGCCGCCGCGGACAAAGCAGCAGACUUGGAGGCGGGCGGCCCACGGGAGAAGACGGGAGCUGGCGGCGCGCGGCUGGGCGUGCUAGCGCGCGGUGUGCAGGAUAGUGGUGGUGGCGUUUUCUUGGGCAUCAAUGGCGAUAAGGAUCUGCCGGAGUGGUCGGAGGCGGCGCACCAUGAGACGGACGACCUUGGAGACAUGGAACAGCCUGCGCCUGCAAUUGGCCUGGCCGGCAAUGGCGGGCGGGGAGCGGACAGUGUCAUAGGCACCGGCACCAGCAGCACGGCGGUUCAACCGCCACCGGAGCAGACAACGUGCCAGCUGCAAUUUGCAGGCACGGUGCAGAGCUCGCUGUGCGCAGGAGAGGGGCAGGCGUUGGCAGGGCAGCAGCCGGAGCCCGGAAGCGGCAAGCAAGCAGCCGCGUCAGACCAGGCGGGAGCCAACAUCAGCAUGCAUGACCGGUCACAGCGCGUGUCGACUGCUGCCGCUCGUAUGAAGCCGGCGCUCUCGUGUGCUCUGGAUGGCUCUGUGGCGCCUGCCCUGUUGUCGGUUGGGCUGGACGGCCAAGCAGACAAGCUACUGACGGAGUAUGCGCUCUCCGGUUCGGCGGCUGGCAUUGUAGACAUCAAGGUCCCGGACCGCGCGCCGUCGCCGCAUGAGGUUGUGGCAGAGCUGGGAGCUCUGGUGAAGGAGCUUCGUGGCAACGUCAACCACGUGGCGAUUGUGCUUGAGGGCGUGUUGGGGCACGGCUCGUUCGGCACCGUGUACAAGGGCACGUGGCAAGGGCUGUCUGUGGCGAUCAAGACGGUUGUGUUCUCAGCCAACCAGGAGAGCCGCAAGCAUGCUCUCAAGGAGGCAGCACUAUGCCAGAGCAUCAGCCACCCCAACGUCAUUGCCACUUACGCGAGUGAGCUGCAGCCCAUUGGGGUGCUGCCCACGUCUGCCGCGUCAUCUGACGCACCCAGCGUGUCAGGCCACACGCCUCGGGCCUCCGGCACGGGCUCGCACCUCAACAUCAUGGACUGGCGUCUGUACAUCAUCCAGGAGUUUGCGGACGGGGGGCCGCUGGCCAACCUGUACGGACACCGCGCGCUGUGGCUCUCGCCCGGCGUCGUCAACCUGGCGGCGGUGGUGCCCCUGGCCCUGGGCAUUGCCCGCGCCCUGGCGCAUCUGCACUCCAAGCGCAUCGUGCACGGCGACCUCAACCCCAACAACGUGCUGCUGAAGCGGGACCCCGCGGAGCCGUCUGGAUACGGGGUCAAGGUCGGAGACUUCGGCCUCAGUGUGAUGCUGCCCCACGACCGCACGCACUUGAGCAACAUCCGUAUGGGCACCAUGUUUUACAUCUGCCCAGCCGUGGCGUGCAAGGGCCGAGUGGGGCCAGCAGCAGACGUGUUCUCUCUGGGUGUCAUCUUGUGGGAGCUGUACCACGGCCGGCGUGCGGGAGUCCGAACCCAGGAGGGGCCCCGGUACUGUAGCAACUUCCCCGCCUUCCCGCCCACCUGCCCCGAGGUCUACAAGGCUGUCACGCUGCAGUGCCUGCAGCGUCAGCCGCAGAACCGGCCGCCUGCGACCGUUAUCGUGGGCGCGCUGGAGCACCUGCUGGCAAACCUCAAUCCCGUGCCCCCACCUGAAACGGUGAUGAAUUAAAUAUGCUAACGAAGAUGAGCUACUAAUGCAGAUUGGAGAAGGCAAGGGCAUGCAUGUGCAAUCGGACAGCAGCGGGAAGUUGGGUCGCACGCGCAACACGCAUGUGGAGGUGCACGGUGGCGGGUUGCGUCUUCAUUUCGGGCUGGUACGUUGUGGGAAUGCAUUGUACGUUCUCUUGUUGGGACUGGCGUGGGAUGUAUGUGCCGGACUGACGCCGUAAUCUGCAUCAACCAUAAUGUCGUGCUGCACCAGCAAGCAGUGUAAGGGGCCAGCUGACAGUGCCUCCUUCGCCGCUUUGCUUAUUCUUUGGUGUGCAUGGGAUUGGGUAGCGGGUGAUGUUAUAUUGUAACGGACGAGUUGCGGGCGCUGUCGUGGAAAUGCUGCGCUUCGUUACUUGAUAGGGGCUGCUACAGGCGGUGGCGCAGGGCCUGGAGGCGGCGGCGCCGCCGCAGGCCCUGGGCCCAGCAGUGGCUGCGUGUAUGUGCGUAGCAGAGGGGGCAGGCCAGGCCACGUGGAGAGCGCGCCGCCCUUUCUUGUCAUAGCGGUGCAAGUGAACGGCAUGCAUUCAGAGAAGUCCCCGUGGUAUAGCUUGAUGCAGUGUAGCAAUUGCAGUGUUGCAUGACGCUUGGCCCGGUAAACCAGCAGCACUGCUUUAGUUAAAUCACUGGCCUGCACGUCGAUGAUUGGGAUGUGGGGGCACGUGUGAUAAGUCUACUGCUGCAACAGUCCACCAAGGGGCAUAGAUGCUGCAUGGCCCUACUGCUGCUGUAUGUGUGUUCCAUGCGCCAUCAACGAGGCAGUGCAUAAGUUUGUGCUUUUGUGAUGAUUGAUACAGCGCAACGGCCGAGGGACACAUGACGCUUGUUCAGGAGAGCAUACAUGUGGAACCAUGAUGGUGAUGGUGUUGGAUGAUGGGGGCGGAGCUAACAAAUGGAGAAGGAGGAGAGGGAGCUGUUCCUAAUGAGGCCGUACGGCCUGGGUCUGUGCGUCUUACGUCAGUGAUAUUAUCGACGUGCUUGAAAAAACGCAACACAAGCGAACAUGACGUGAUGUGUUGAGCUGUCAGGCGUGCGGUUGGUUCGGCGCUAACCCUCUUACACCGUUCCGGUUAUCGCCGCCUGUGCCAGGCGUAGGUCAGACACAUUAAUGUGCGAUGGGCCACAUUGAUGCUGUGUCCGGGAACGCGGUGAGUGUGAGAGGGCCUCGAAAGCAGCAGUGGUGAUACGUGUACUUUGCACGUGCGGCGUGCGGCGCGGCAAUCCUCGUAACUACCAACACUUCAACUGACACACGGGGAUCACAAACGGGCUUUCGCGCAACUGCCGACGAACAGGGGUGGCGCGUGGCGUGGCGGUUGGGGCGCGGCGCGAGUGGGAGGUGGUAGUUGAGCGCCCACGCGUGUGGAAAGCUGCGACAUGGCACGGCGGAGCACGGCGAAGGCUGGCGGUUGGCGCGCCACGCGAGUGGGAGACUGGGAGUGCAUAGUCGCUCGCGCGCCGUUUGCGUGGAUGAGCGAGGCGGGGAGGGGGGGAGUAAAAGUCAUGUUUGCGUAGCGUGACUUGACUUCAAUCUUGGCUACAUGGUGUGGACUUUGAUUGUCGUGCACGCACUGAAACAUGUGUCAAGCGCUGCCUACAUGCGCACUGUGUUUGCCCUGGCCUCACAGUACGGUUACACUCGCUUGAGCCCCCGCUAGUCAGGUGCAGCAGUCGUAGCAGAGUGCGUGACGAGGGAGGGGCAGGAAUACUUGUCACUGGAAGGGGGAGACGGUGGGCUGCUGUCCGUUAGGAGGGGUGAAACCCGUGUGCCAGUAGCGUGCCGCGUAUCGUAGCUGCGUCUUAGGACGUGUGUCACUUCCCACGUCAGCGUGUUCGGCAGCCUAGAGCAUUUGCAGCCAGCCCAGUACUAGGGCGGCAUUGUUGUGUGAUGCAUACUGACUCCCAAGUGUGUGCGCAGCGAAGUGUGCAUGUGGCGCAUCCAAAUGUGCUUGCGGUAUGGCGUGUACAGGGGCGUGUACCUGGAGCAUGUGUGGGUGGAGUGCGAGCGGACGGCUGGAUGGGGACCGCACACUCAAAUUGCAUGACCACGUCUACAGUAACCCAUACGUGCGAGAGCUGUGACUCUCUGUAAACCGUAUCUUGUAAUACCGUGACCGUGACCAUCAUCUGCGUGUGAUAACUCUUUCCAGCCAGCCGCAACUCCGCUGUUUGACUGUAGUCGCGCGUCUCGGCAAGCACCAAGGCGUGUCAUGCGAUAGCGGGUGACUGGCCAUGGCAUGUAACCAUGUUAGGGUUAGUGUGCUGCGGCAUGUUGACGUGUCAGGUUUCUUUACGGGUGGCCUGUCAGGAGUCGAGAGACCGCGUCAGUUUUGCAUGAGGACCGUCAGCCCUGCUGUGCACGUGUGUUCACGACCUCGUUUUGAGUCGCUGCAAGUGGUGGGAGCGACGUGCAAGUGUAGCCUGUGCCACGUUGAACACCUCCCCAAAUGUGUGUGUGUGUGUGUGUGUGUGUUAAAGAGCACAAGGAUAACAUCGCGUAAAGACAGUGCAUGUGUGUGUGUGUGUGUGACUACGGUUUCCACGGUUGUUUUGCCAGAUCACGUGAAUCGUGUAUCUGGUAAAAACCAACGACAGGGCUCUCAAUCGAGGGCUGCCGUGACCUGGCGUUUCCCCGGCAGAGCGCAAACAGCUCUGGAGUCCACAGGGUAACGCACUGCGACCCUUCACCGCGCCAGUAAUCCUUGCGGAAUUACUACCGGUGUAACAACCUCAGACC